This is a messenger RNA of Trematomus bernacchii (emerald rockcod), 3015 nucleotides long. RefSeq names its product beta-secretase 2 (gene bace2). Gene Ontology annotation, biological process: amyloid-beta metabolic process; membrane protein ectodomain proteolysis. The transcript is spliced from 9 exons. The coding region runs from base 246 to 1769 and encodes 507 amino acids. The record is from RefSeq and is a predicted model, not a curated record. Gene Ontology annotation, cellular component: endosome; membrane; trans-Golgi network. NCBI's taxonomy places the organism in Eukaryota, Metazoa, Chordata, Actinopteri, Perciformes, Nototheniidae. Gene Ontology annotation, molecular function: aspartic-type endopeptidase activity.
ACUUACGGUGGCGAAACAUCGCGGAGAAUAAGUUUAUCGACUGCAGUCAAACUGUGACAGUCAAACAGUCAAACAGUGUUAACAUGUCUGAGUGUUUCCCUUCUUCUUGACGGCGGAGAGGCAGCGUUUUCAUGAUGUCGGUCACCACAGUGGAGGCGUUUCCAUGAUGGCCAAACUGAGGAGCAAACUUUAAACAAGGAGUCUUCUCUUAUGCCCGUUAUCACCUUAAUAUAAGCAACACCACCAUGGCAUACUCUACUUUUAUCUCCAUAUUAGCUUUUAGUUUGUACUUCGGCGUGUCCAAGUGUUACUUCGCGAUACCGCUGAAGAUUUACCCGGGGAAGUUGAAUGUGUCCUCGGAGCUGAGUCGCAGGGUGGUGUUGACGGUCGAUGGGACCGAUGGGACCGGCCUCUCGCUGGCCUCGGACCCAAGCGGCACCGUGGACUUCCUGGACAUGGUGGACAACCUGCAGGGAGACUCUGGGAGAGGCUACUACAUCGAGAUGGCUCUUGGUACUCCUGGGCAAAAGGUGAACAUCCUGGUGGAUACGGGCAGCAGUAACUUCGCCGUGGCUGCAGCUUCACACCUAUUCAUUACUCACUACUUCAACACUGCACUCUCCAGUACAUACCAGUCAGUUGGCCGGACUGUGGGUGUCAGAUACACGCAGGGAAACUGGGAAGGUGAACUGGGCAUCGACCGCGUCUCCAUCCCCAACGGCCCCAACGGGACCUUCAUCAUCAACAUCGCUGCCAUCCUGUCCUCCGAAGGCUUCUUCCUCCCCGGGAUCAACUGGCAGGGCAUCCUGGGACUGGCUUAUCCCAUGCUGGCACGGCCUGACUCGUCCGUGGAGCCCUUCUUCGACUCCUUGGUGCAGCAGCUGGGAAUCCCAGACAUCUUCUCCCUCCAGAUGUGCGGUGCUGGGCUGUCAGCCAGCAGCACAGCGGACCCCAUAGGAGGCAGUCUUAUCAUAGGCGGGGCUGAGCCGGCUCUGUAUCAGGGGUCCGUGUGGUACACCCCCAUCGUAGAGGAGUGGUACUAUCAGGUGGAGGUUUUGAAGCUGGAGGUGGGCGACCAGAAUCUGGACCUGGACUGCAGAGAGUACAACAUGGAUAAAGCUAUAGUCGACAGCGGGACGACACUGCUGCGUCUUCCUGCCAACGUCUUCAAUGCGGUGGUAGACGCCAUCACACGCACCUCUCUGAUCCAGGACUUUUCAUCAGGGUUCUGGGAUGGCACCAAGUAUGCGUGCUGGUUGAAGGGAGAGACACCCUGGAGGUUUUUCCCCAAACUAUCCAUCUACCUGAGGGCCACGAACACCAGCCAGUCCUUCCGCAUCACCAUCCUGCCUCAGCUGUACAUCCAGCCAAUCACAGACGUGGACGGCACGCUGGACUGCUUUCGUUUCGGGUUGUCGUCGUCAGCCAAUGGCCUGGUGAUCGGUGCUACCGUUAUGGAGGGCUUCUACGUGGUGUUUGACCGAGCCCAGCGGAGAGUGGGCUUCGCUCUCAGUAACUGUGCAGUGAGCGGGGGGGUGGCCCUCUCAGAGAUCGCGGGGCCCUUCUCAGCAGCAGACGUGGCGGCUAACUGCUCCAUGGGGCCUCAGAAGGAGCCCCUCCUCUGGAUGAUCUCCUACGCCCUGAUGGCGGUGUGCGCGGUGAUCCUGGUGGUGCUGCUGCUGCUGCUGCUGGUGCUGCCCUGCCGCUGCAGAGCGCGCUCCGGGGAGAUCACCGACGAGUCCUCGCUGGUCCGACACCGCAUCAAGUGACUGAGAGGGAACGGGCCGAGGAGCAGCGAGCAACACACACAAUCCACGGAGGCGGAGAAAGUUGUGACGCUCGCCGCCGAAAGCCUGACUGACACUAAACUGCACUCUUCAGUUUUACCCCAUGGAGGUACACACAGACAGAUAAACUGACCCCUGAUGGGAAAAUCCACCACAAAAACAUUGCCUUAAAAACAUUGCCUAAAAACAGCUGUUGUGGUCUUCAUGGUUCAAAUGUCUUCUUUGAUGGUGCCUCUUUCUUGUUCUCACAACAUGUCAUAUGUGACAUAAAGAAAAUAUGCAAUUUCUACUACACCGACUGCAGCUUUAAAAAAGUUCAUAACGUUUGUAGCUACAGAACAGUUUUUACUGAUGGGUAUGAGUUGCUUUUUCUCACCUGGAAACUCUUCAAUUUGAGUGUAGUUUGAGAGAGCACUAAAAUCCAACUCGUGCUUUUUUUCUUGAGACCUCGCAAAAGGUAUUCUGGGAAAUGUAGGACAUCCUCCUUACAGACAAUCACAAGAUGCUUACCAACAAUUGAUGCAUUUUGAACAAUUUUAUAACUACUGAUUUUUUUCUCUCUAGGCAAACAGUGUUUUAUUAAUGUCUAAAUGCACGACCUGACAACAAUGUGCCCUCUCUGUCUGAUUUACUACAGUGUGUGAUCAAUGAAGGAAUGCUUCUGGUGCCUUCUUAUAUAAAGUGGUGCAGGAAUUAUGUUUUUUUUUGUAGGCCAUCCAAGAAGUUAGUAUGGCAAAGGGCUCCCUCAACAAAAAGCAGUUCGAUUUUUCUUUGGAUUUUGCAGAAAUAUUAACUCUUAAUAUUACAUUUCUGAAGUAAAAAGCUAUUAGGCUAUAAAGAAACUACAGUACGGUCAUAUGACUUCACAUCACUAGGCUAAAGGCGGCUAAUGUUCGGUGUGAUGACGUUUAGUCGUCUCAUUUAGACACUUGUUAGCAACCGCUGUUUUGUCGACGGUUGCGACUUUGAGUAAAGCGGAGGUGGUAAAAUGCUGACCCAUUUCCGUCUAUACGGACCACUCUAUUUUGAAGUUAGGUUCAAUUGAAAGCCUGCCUGUGUGUGUGUUGAAGUAGAGAAAAGCUGCUCAAACGAUCACUGUUAUUAGAAGAAUAUUUGUUCACACGUUUACAGAUCCUGUAGUGCCUUUGAGUCUCUCUGCUGACACACUGGCCGUUUCUCAAUGUCGAGUAUACCUGCUGCAGAGCCACUAUUUCAAGUAUACUACGUC